AUGGCAAUUUGGACAAGAGUAAUUUCUCGCCCUCGGAAAUCAUUUCUCCACCUUUAUCCACAGAAAGUCUUCCGUGCCGCUAAACCAAUGGCGGCCUAUUCCACACAACCAUCUCACCAACCUGCAUGGCUCAAGACCCUCUUAGACAACAAGACCCCGGCUCCCAAAUUAUACGCCUGGAGUCCAGAAAACGUAGACAGCAGUAUCAGCGGCAAUGGAAAUACCACUCAAUCCAACUCGGACGACUUGGAUCGCCGAAUAUUCAUCCUCGGCGUCGGCAAUUUAGGUCGUCUCUACGCCAGCUGUCUGUCCAUGCAAUCUCCUCGGCCUCCAAUCACUCUCGUCGUCCACAGAAAAGAGCUCUUAUCUCAAUGGAUUCAAAGCCCCGGCCUUGAGAUUACCCGAUUGGGAAAGUUGUACAGCGGCAAGGAUGAAUUCCAGAUUGAGUGGUGGACUGAUGAAGCACCUACCCAUGGCCCUGUUAGAGAAGUCGCUCAGGCGAGCAAAAUUCGCAAUCUCCUCGUUGCAACUAAAGCUGCUGCCGCCAUGCCAGAAGCCGACAAGCUGCGAAGGUAUCUUGACAGUGGCAGUAGCGUGGCCUUUCUCCAAAACGGCAUGUCGAAGCUGUGGCCGCCCCAUGGACAGGAAUACAUAUCAAGGCGGUAUCCCGAUAAUGAUGGGCCUAAUAUCUUGGCCUGUGUCACGAACCACGGCGUCUUAUCAGAGGGACCAUUUAAAAGCCUUCAUGCCUCACCCGCAGACACCGCUAUUGGGCCUGUUUUACUGAAUACCAGCACUCAGCCUCUCGCAGCGAGUGUAGCAUAUCUAACGGAGGCCAUCGCCACUGCUCCCGACCUCAACGCAAGAUCCAUAACAAGAGCCGAGCUCUGGGUCUCACAACUCCAAAAACUCGUCGUGAAUUCUUCUAUAAAUCCCCUUACCGCCGUUCUCCGCUGUAAAAAUGGUGUCUUAUUCGAGGAUCCGAAUGGCGUUAUAGCGAAAGUUCUCGACCGCCUCCUCGCCGAAUCCAGUGCCGUGCUCCAAACUCUCAUCAAUCACCCCAGCACCACCGAAAUUCUGACUGAUUCCACUGGGACAAGUGCCAAAUCUCUGGAUACUUUGAGAGAAGAGCUGACUUUGCGCUUUUCGCACGACCAGCUUCGGACAAUGCUCUACAAGAUUGGUCAUAUUGUUAGGGACAACACUAGCUCCAUGCUUCAGGAUGCUCGUGCGGGAAAACCCACGGAAAUUCGGGAUUUUAAUGGAUGGCUGGUCGAGACGGCAGAUUUUCUCGGUACAAAUAGCAGUGGUCAGCAGCUAGACGUCUCAUGCCAUCGGGCUUUGAUCGCACUGGUUGAGUCAGGCACUGUUUUGGAUGAGACGGAGUUGGGCAAACAGUUGCUUUCAUGA
Trichoderma breve is the source of this 1410-nucleotide messenger RNA. Its product is annotated as ketopantoate reductase panE/ApbA domain-containing protein. The transcript has a single exon. Gene Ontology annotation, cellular component: cytoplasm; mitochondrion. Lineage: Eukaryota; Fungi; Ascomycota; Sordariomycetes; Hypocreales; Hypocreaceae. The record is from RefSeq and is a predicted model, not a curated record. The coding region runs from base 1 to 1410 and encodes 469 amino acids. Gene Ontology annotation, molecular function: 2-dehydropantoate 2-reductase activity; NADP binding.